GGUUGCAGGAGGGGAGGCUAAAACAGUCAAGAAAGACACGGAUCAGGUUGUCAUUUAGCUUAGACUUAGUCCGUAGCUUCCACUGUAUUUGUCUAAUCUUUUUUUCGUGUCAUGUCGUCUUGUACGGUUGUUUUCACGCUGCUGUGUUCGGCCGUGCUCUCUGGGAGUUCCGCGCGCAGGUCCUCGCCGGAUCAGGAGGAUGUUCAGGGGAAGAUCGACAGCGCGAGGUGCACUUCCAGGUGCCUGACUCUGCACAUGACACAGCUGACGGCUGCCUUUAAGCACAUCCAGAGUGAUGGAGUGCUGGGUUGGUGUGAGAACCACAGGCGCUGCUCACAGUGUCUUCAGCCCUGUAAGGACUAUUGGCAGACUAAAAAGCUGCUUCCACCAAAGUCUUGCGAGAAGCAGACAGAGUGUGUGACCAGCAGGGAGUUCCUUGAGUCUCUCAGGUCCUCUCGUCAGGGGGACUGCCCCUCAGCCCAGAAAGCAACGGGAUUCGCUGCCGCUUGUGUAGAGAGCUGCUCGGUAGACAGGCAUUGUCCCGCCCCCAGGAAGUGCUGCUCCAAUGGCUGUGGCCACACUUGUCAAUCACCAGCCAAUCUUUAUAAAGGAGUCCCGCUGAAACCCCGCAGAGAGAUGAGCUUCCUGGAGGACGGCCAAGGGCACGCCAGGGUCGCCUGGGUGUCAAAGUUCAACGUGAGCGUGGAGCCCGUGGUGUACGUGCUCCAGUCCCGCUGGAAUACGGGGAUACACCCCAGCGAAGACCACGCAUCUCCGUGGAACACCGUUGCUAUGAGCUUGUCAGAGCGCGUGGUUGUGCCGGAGGUCCGGUCCCAGCGCUGGUACCAGUUCAGGGUGGCUGCCAUCAACAGCCAGGGGAGCAGAGGGUUUACCACACCCAGUAAACACUACAUCUCCAGCAGAGAUCCUUCCCCCCCUGAAGCUCCUAUAAACAUUAGAGUCACCAAUCAGACGCUCUUCUUGGCCCCUCCCGGACUGGGACCUCAUUUGAGAGCAAGAUCCGGAGGCCAGGCUCCCGCGGUGGGGGUGCUGGUCCGCUGGGAGCCCCCAAGAGAGGGAGACCUGCCGGUGCACCACUACAGAGUCACCUGGACGCCCCCCCGACACAAGCCGGCGCUGCAGGGCCUGGCGCCCCCCGCCUCGCAUGCCCGUGGGCCGGCGGCGCACCGACACAAGGCCCACACGGGCAAGCAGGACCAGAAGGAGAGCACCAGCCAAGUGACGCCGGGGGCCCAGUGUGAGCUCUGGCUGCAGGGUCUGAGUCCUGCUACGUCUUACUCCCUGUUUGUCCAAACCGUCAACUACUGGGGCCAAAAGAGACUGAAAAGUCCUAGGUCCCAAGUUACGUUUACCACUAUAAGUGGUUCAGAAUCCCCUUCGCCGGACUCUGCCAAAGACUUCUCCAACGAGCUCCCGUUUUCCUCCUCUUCCUCCUUCCACCCUCCUUCCUCCUCCUCCUCCUCCUCCUCCUCCGCUGACCCACCCGUCUCCUCCACCCCAGCCGUCGCCCCCGGCGACCUGCGUCUGGAGGCCGCUGCCCCUCACUUCCACAACAGCCAGCUGCAGGUCAAGGUGUUCUGGAAGUGGCUUCACCCAGGCAGACACAGACACUCCGGCCCAUAUGUGCUGCGGUGGAGUCCACAUGCCUGUGGUACUAAUGUUACCAGCACUGAGAAAACAGCCAGUGUACAGGGCACCCAUCACACCAUCACUGGCCUGCUGUUCUCCUGUAAGUACCAGGUUACCGUGACAACAGAGGAGGUCCUGGGGUCCGAGGCUGUUGCUUGGGUAACGACCCCGGUUUGCUCCUCUCUCAAGGUCAGGGGAGGUCAAACCUCACCCUGUGGCGCAGACGAGCGCCCCCUGGCCAGCCGGAAGGUAGUACUGCGCCCAGAACGGCUUAACGCUGAUUUCCAACAACUGAACAGGACCAUUCUCGCCACGUUCCGUUGGAGGCUUUCCCAGAAUGCAGUGGAUCAUGCAGCAAUCAAGGGGUUUCAAUUCACGUGGAAGCAGCUGACCCCACCCUCAGGCGUUUACAUGGCAACCGGUCUGGAAGAGACACUCAUUUCACAGUCCCAGACAGUGGCUCCGUCCCAGCGGUCAGUGACGGUGAACAACCUCCAGGCAAACACUUUUUAUCAGCUGCAGCUCCAAAUUAUGACAGCAGAGGGGGUCAACAGCGCAUCAAUCUCCAAGACCAUACACACACCGGCUAUCAAUGAAACACUACUAUAGGAAUUGUUCCAAACGUAUACCCGUCUUUGUCCACUACAUUACUCAAGUCUCUCUCUCUCUCUCUCUCUCUCUCUCUCUCUCUCU
Gadus chalcogrammus (walleye pollock) is the source of this 2343-nucleotide messenger RNA. It is a transcript of the gene anos1b, whose product is annotated as anosmin 1b. The transcript is spliced from 15 exons. The record is from RefSeq and is a predicted model, not a curated record. Lineage: Eukaryota; Metazoa; Chordata; Actinopteri; Gadiformes; Gadidae. Gene Ontology annotation, molecular function: protein binding; peptidase inhibitor activity. Bases 112 to 2259 code for a protein of 715 amino acids. Gene Ontology annotation, biological process: neuron differentiation. Gene Ontology annotation, cellular component: cell surface; extracellular region.